Symbiodinium sp. CCMP2456 is the source of this 818-nucleotide messenger RNA. Lineage: Eukaryota; Dinophyceae; Suessiales; Symbiodiniaceae. The record is from the annotation of a GenBank genome assembly.
AUGACGACGACGUCCUCUGCGAUGCCUUACUAUGCCAGCCACAUAGCGCGGCAAGAGCGAGCUGUUGACAUGGAGAUCCCGGAAGUGGGCAUCGAUGCACGCCAUUGUGUGCGGAUGGUCGAGGACUACCAUCUACUGGACUUUUCCGAGCGCUUGAACACGAGCUCUUAUGUGAAUGUCGUUUUCGAGCCAGAAGAGGAGCGGGUGGCGUUGAUGGGUCUGAAAGUGAACUUGGCCGACCAGACGGUCUACCCGGAGUCCUUCCGGAUGCACAACGACACCCUGAACAUGAUCGCGAAGCUUUGGCACUGCCCUGUACCGGAUGACUUCGACUCCUACGGCUGUUACGCCGGCGCUGGCACUGUGGGCUCCACCGAGGCUUGCCUGUUAGCGGGGCUGGCUUUGAAGUUCCGGUGGCGGAAGUGGUACGCACAGAAGAAAGGCAUGAAAGAGCACGAAGUGCGGGGCGUCUAUCCCAACUUGGUGAUCUCGACUAUGUUCCAGGCUGCCUGGGAGAAACUGUUCAAGUACAUGGACAUCGAGCCGCGUUUCAUCUCUCCCAGCUAUAAGACCUUUGUUCUUGAUCCAAACAAGAUUGGCGAUUACAUUGACGAUCAAACUAUUGGUGUGGUUUGCAUCAUGGGCAACCACUACGGAGGCCAGUACGAUCCUGUGUGGGAUAUCAGCAAGAAGCUGGAGACGAUCAACAAGGAGAAGGGCCUGGAGGUGGGCAUCCACGUUGACGCCGCCUCCGGCGGAUUUAUCGCCCCUUUCCAGGAAGGCCUUCCACCAUGGGACUUCCGUCUGCCAAACGUUUU